CGGGUUUGGUUGAGAGGUCGCGGACGCCCCUCCUCCCUCCCCCCCCGGCGGUGGGCGGGAAGAGAGAGCGGAGUGAAGGCGACGGAGGAGGAGGACAUGGCUCAACACGGCGGAUACCGGCAGCCUCCCAAGCAGAGGAUGCGAGGCGUGAACCCCAACAUGAUGGACCCCAACCAGCUGUUCGACGACACCAGCGCCUCCCAGCACCCCCAGCCCAGCGGCUACGCGGUCCAAGGGAUCGACAUUGGGCUCCCUAUGAACAACUUCCUCAGCGAGCCUGUGGCCAACGUCGCCAUGGCCUACGGCACCACCAUCGCUAGCCAAGGGAAGGACAUGGUUCAUAAAGAGUUGAACAGGUUCGUGUCCAUCAACAAGCUGAAGUAUUUCUUCACCGUCGACACCAGAUACGUCGCCAAGAAGCUGCGACUGCUAAUCUUCCCUUACACCCAUCAGAACUGGGAGCUUGGGUACCAUGCAGACACGCGCUUGACCCCACGAGAGGACUUCCACGCUAACGCUCCAGACCUCUAUAUUCCAACCAUGGCGUUCAUCACCUACAUUCUGCUAGCUGGCGUGGCCCUGGGCAUCCAGAAGAGGUUCUCUCCAGAGGUGUUGGGCAUGUGUGCCAGCACUGCUCUGGUGUGGAUCAUCAUUGAAGUCCUGGCCCUUGUCCUCGCACUCUACCUGAUAUCAGUACACACGGACCUCACCACGUUUGACCUUAUCGCCUACAGUGGGUACAAGUACGUAGGGAUUAUAUUCACCAUUCUAAGCGGCUUGUUGUUUGGGCGAGAUGGCUAUUACCUGGCACUAGCCUGGACAUCGUGUGCCAUUAUGUUCUUCUUAGUCCGCUCGCUGCGUAUGAAAGUGCUGUCCUCGACGGGGGCAGCCACCAGCCACAGCUCCAAGAACCGUCUGCGAAUGUACGUCACGCUGGCACUCGCUGCCUUUCAGCCCAUCGUUAGCUACUGGUUGACCGUCCAUCUCAUCUGGUGAGGGUGGCACAUGCUGGUUGGUGCGAGGAGAUUCCGGCACUGGACUUCUGCCUUUUCCCCCACCGGUCCACUGUCAGAGGCUGAUCCUCUCCCUCCCUGCCUCCCUGCCCGCCUCUCCGGGAAGAAUCCGUCGCCAGCUGUUUAUAACACCACGCUGUAAAGAUUGAACUAUUUUUUCACGUCGCUGCCUCAAAGUGCCAGAGGCCCGGGUUCGAUCCCGAUCACGGGCGCUGUCUGCGCGUAGUUUGCGCGUUCUUCCCGUGACCUGCGUGGGUUUCCCCCGGGUGCUCCGGUUUCCUCCCACACUCCAAAGACGUACAGGUUUUCAGGUUAAUUGGCUUUGGUUAAAAUUGUAAAUUGUCCCUAGUGUGUGUGUGUGUAGGAUGGUGCUAGCGUACGGGGUGAUCGCUGGUCAACGCGGACUCGGUGGGCCGAAGGGCCUGUUUCCGUGCUGUAUCUCUAAACAAAGUUAAUCAGCUGUGACUGGGUGAUCGAUGGUCGGCGCGGACUCAGUUGGCCGAAUGACCUGUUUCUACGCUGUAUCUCCAAACUAAACUAAUUUGUUUUAGGCUUGAAACUCAGACCUAGUAACUUGGUCAAAAACAAACGUGGUACGUAGAAAAUUCUGUGAAGCGUUCCUACUGUACGCUGAUCUCACACACACACACACAUAGAUCACAGCGUCUUGCCCUUACAUCUGCAAAUUGGGGAGGAACAUUCACCACGGAGGGUGAGGCAGGGGUCAUCAGCGCAGAAACAGGCCCUUCAGCCCAUCUCGCCCAUGCUGAACGAGGUUGUCCUUUCAUUCGAAGGCUGUGCCCUCUGGUCCUAGGCUCUCCCACAUUCUCUCCAUAUCCACUCCAACCAGGCCCAUCUCAGCUGGGCCUGCAUUUGGCCCAUUUCCCUCUAAACCUUUCCUGUCCAUGUACCUGUCCAAGUAUUGCGAUAGUCCCAGCCUCAACUACCUCCUCUGGCAUCUCGUUCCAUGCACCCACCCACUCCGUUAAACUUUGCCCCCCGAACCCGAGGCGUCAUUUUAAAAUGUAUAUGAAUGAAAUAUAUAAAUCGUAAUGCUUUUUAGUUGUGAGAGGGGAUGAUUCGGCAUUGGGACUUAAUGCCACAAUGGCAGUCCUGGAGUCCUAGGGGUGAGGAGACCCGUUAACAUUAGGAGAAGGGGAAAGAUUUAAUAGGAAUCUGAGGGGUAACCUUUUCACACAAAGUGGUGGCGGGUGUAUGGACCGAGCUGUCGGAGGAGGAAGUUGAGGCGGAAUAGUCGAGAAACAGUUGGACGGGUUUACAUGGAUAGGACAGGUUUGGAGGGAUAUGGGCCAAAUGCGGGCAGGUUGGACUAGUGUGGAUGGGGACAUGUUGGCCGGUGCGGGCAAGGUGGGCCUGAAGGGCCUGUUUCCACGCUGUGUCACUCUAUGACUAGCACAGGGAGUGACUGAGACCCAGGAGGGCGGUCGACUCUCCUCGUCGGGACUGCCCUGCUGAGAGGUGGCGGUGCCCGGUGGAUGAUGGAGACCAACCAGCGGGCUACGACCUUUCUCCAGUGUGAACUUAACGGAGGGACCCUGGGUCUGUUGUGGUGCUUUGUCGUCGAUUCUUCAAUCCAUCCUGAUUCUGUCAAUAAAAAGCAAAACACUA
Leucoraja erinaceus (little skate) is the source of this 2642-nucleotide messenger RNA. RefSeq names its product Yip1 interacting factor homolog A (S. cerevisiae) (gene yif1a). Gene Ontology annotation, cellular component: endoplasmic reticulum membrane; COPII-coated ER to Golgi transport vesicle; endoplasmic reticulum-Golgi intermediate compartment. Gene Ontology annotation, biological process: endoplasmic reticulum to Golgi vesicle-mediated transport. The record is from RefSeq and is a predicted model, not a curated record. The transcript is spliced from 8 exons. Bases 97 to 996 code for a protein of 299 amino acids. Lineage: Eukaryota; Metazoa; Chordata; Chondrichthyes; Rajiformes; Rajidae.